Molecule: messenger RNA, 1998 nt
Organism: Colletotrichum orchidophilum
Lineage: Eukaryota; Fungi; Ascomycota; Sordariomycetes; Glomerellales; Glomerellaceae
Exons: 2
Coding region: 1-1998 (665 amino acids)
Source: RefSeq, a predicted model, not a curated record
AUGGCGGAAACCGCGAGCAAUGCCGACUCGAGCCAACAGAAACUGGGAGCCCCCAAAGACAAGAAUUGCCCCUACUGUGGCCAGGCCUUCACCUCCUCCUCUCUCGGUCGACAUCUCGAUCUCUACAUCAAGGAAAAGAACCCCAAGCCGCCAGAUGGAAUCCACGACGUUGACGCAAUCAAGCGUCUGCGAGGAAGCAUCACGCGCAGACAACCUAGGGGAUCGUUAGGCGGGAGAAACGCCUCAACUCCAGCCACCACACCUAGACCAGCCGCAUCCAAGCGAGAUGCUGCGCCAGAUAGUAACGAGUCCCACAAGUCCCCGGCUCUGCCAAAGGACGGCCAGUAUGCUGUGGACUCGACGCUGAGCAAAUAUCCUUGGACCCCCUCAUGGGAAGCCACGGGCGUCAUAAAUAACAUCCCCGCCAAAAAUGCCGAAGUCGCUACCUCCACCGAUGGCGAAGGCAGUCAGAAUGCAGGGAAACGGCCAAGACAAGUGAGCAAGCAAAUCAUGCAAAAGGCGCAGUUCGACGUCAAGCACAAGCUUGCAGACGCUAUGGAUACUGCUCGCGCGGCAGAGCUCGCAUUAAGAGAGCUUUUAAGCUCAUGGAGGGCGGCCAAGCAAAAUAUCGACAACAACUCGAUGCCUUUUGACUUUGACCCUCUGGCCCUCGACUUUCCUGCUUUAACCUUGCAAUGCCUCGCUUCACCGCCCACCCUCUUCUCUUCUACUCAACAUCCCACCUCCACCUCUUGGUCCGUCCAAUCACCUGGUCAAAGAGAGUACGAUGCACUGAGAGCUUUUUUCCAAGAAGAGUUCAGUAAUUGGAAGAUUACUUGCGCAACUGCUACUACAGCCGCAAUGGAGGACCUCACAUAUCCUCCUCGGGAGCAGCCAAUCAGAGACACCCGCGAUGCGGUAAAGAAAGCCGAGAAGUCAGCGGAGAAUCUCGAAAAACAGGUGAACGAGCAUUUGGUGUCAGCUUUUGCGGUUUGGACUUCCCUACCUAUUCAGCGGCGAAACGAGCUGUGGCUCUUGGAAAUGGCAAGAAGCGUUGGCAGGAAGCAAACCGAGAUCGAUAAGAUGAAGGAUGACCAACAUAGGCUACAGCAGGAGAACUCUAACCUGAAGUCUCAGAUCGACCAGCUCAACCGUCUUCAACAACCGCGAGAAUUCAAGCUAUUCUCUCCGGCCACGGUGCCCCUGGAGCGGCAGCUUCUCACUCACGUUUUGGAGGCGGGUAUAAAGAGCGGUGGUCGUCAUGUCGGACUGCGAUUGGAGGACCGCCAGUUGGAUUUAAAUGACAUUGUGAUACGGGCAAUCGAAAGGUGGAAGACGGUUAUCAGCAUGAACCGUGUCGCCAACACGGGCAUGAAUGCUCAGAGGGCAUUAGACCAAGCAAACAGCGGCACGCCGACGCCGACGCCGACUCCUCAACAACAGCAGCAGCAGCAACAACAACAACAACAGAACCAGCAACAAGGGCAGCAACAGCAACAACACCAACAGGUGCAAGCGACGCAACAACAGCAGAUGCAGCAACAGCAAGUGUCACAGUUCCCAAGCCCCGAGCAUCGACAGUCGACAACGAGCACCACUGGCCAUAGCGACCCAGGUGCUUCAACAGGUCCGCCUUCGAUUGACGAUGCAAGCGACCAAGAUGCCGAUGCAGAUGGGGAUGCCGACGCCGACGCCGAUGCAGAGAUGGAGGAUGAUGACAGUUUUGCCGUAAUGAACACACCUACUACGAAACCCAUGCCCCAGCAGCCGAUUCAACGACAAGUCACCCUCGAGGUGCCACGGACGAGGCAGGUACAGCAGAGGGGUGCUAGUGAUGCGCGGUUCAUGAUGCAGAACGGGAAUCCAAAUGCGAAUCGGGGUGCAAUCAAUAUGAGCCGGUCAAUGCCGAAUAUGCAGGCUACGAUGCAGAGCAUGCAUGGCGGGGAUAUGGGAAUGGCCAUGUCACAGGUGAGAGGUGAUCCAAUGUAUAUGGAUUGA